AAAAAAUACCCCGACCAUUCGAGUUUCGACAGUUGCCACAACCGUUUGCUGCCGAACCCAUUUUGAUGUUUCGCUUUUACAAGUUAUACUCUUUGUACGUGAACAAUAUGACCGGCGGACUCACCUGGCCGCGGGAGUGGUGCCUCUGCGAGAAACUGCCCCGGGCCAUGUUGCACAUCCCGGUGGAGCCUCGGAGCCUGCGCUGCGAGGUGUGCGGACUAGCACGGCGGCCUCGGGACCUGGCACUCGCUGCCUCCAGCGAAGAGGAGGCUGCUCAGGCUGCCUCCGAACCGAGCACCACUGCCAACCCGUCCACCCCGUCUGAUCCGUCCAAAAAGCUGUCCAGAGGCAAGGAUGUGCGCGUAAAAGUGGCUGUAAAAGCUCAGAAACCAAAACCGAAAUCCAACUGCCCGGCCAACUGUGUCAAGUGCGGCGGCGUUAGUGUUGGAGGCGAGGUCACUGCAGCUCCUGAGGACGACAAGGAGAAAGUCUACUCCGGUCGACAUGGCCUGUAUAAGAAGCCCAAGAAGAAGGUCUGCCGUCGACCACUUCCGGAUCGUCGGCAGAAGAAGGAGCCUUCAGCCCCGCCGCCCUCAUCGCCCUCGCCGCCACCGCCUCCAUCGCAGUCAGAGUCGCCACAAGAAGAUAUGCCGGCGCUGGUGGCCAUGGCCCACGAGGUCUUCAACCGACCCUAUCACCUACGUCGACGCUGGCCCAGUGGCUACCGAAAUCUCCUGGUCAGCGACUUUAUUCCUUUGAACAGUCCCAUUACUGAUAGCUCUGGCGGUGCCAUUUCCAAGAGAAGCAGCAUGCGCCCGGGCAAUCCCCCGAGCAGUCACAGCAGCCGUCCACUGCCGCCGCUCUCCAAGGUCCUGGCCAACAUCCUAGCCAAGCAAAACACGGUUACUGCCAGGGAGAAGGGCGGUGGCUUGGUGCCGCCAAAGCCAAGGGAUUCCCUGGAUGCUGAUAGCGAACUGGCCACCCAGUUCUCUCCAUUCGACCAAUACGAAGGUCCCUCGGAGGAUGCCCUCGUUGUGAGCAGUGCUCGCGAGAUGCUCCACCGGCCUAUGUCUCUUCAUAUCGAACCACGCACUGAUUUGCCCAACAAUCGCAUCGGAACGGAUGGAUUUGAGCGCAGGACCGGCUAUGGAUCAACUCCCAUCUCUUCGCCGUGUAAGAAGCCAUCAACUCUGAAUGCUAAGCCCUUUUCAGAUUCCAUGAGACGAUCCAUCUUCGAGUCUGCAAACAAGAUCUCAUCCAGUACCAGCAGUUCCAGCAAGAAUAGUUCAAUGAGCAGCGACUCGUCCACUCCCUCGAUUCUCCAGAAGAGCUUCAAGUUCUGCGAUGUGGGCGAGGAGAAACAGGACAAAAUUCCCUCCAAAAAGCAGCAAAAUGACAGUUCCACCACAUUUGUCUCCAUCAUAGAUAAGAUUUUUUGGGCUCCCAAAUGCCCGGACGACAACUCCGAUGAGGAAUUCAAAAGCCUGGAUCGGGAGCAGCUGGACGAGCUGAAGGAUAUGAUGCGCAGCCUCUCUCUCGACGAUCAUGGAAUCCAUUCCGCUGUAAACGAUGUGUCAUCAAAUAAAACCGACACGGAUGCAGAGUAUUCAAAACGUGUUUCCAUGCAAGAGGACGAGUCUAGCAGGGACAGGGAUAUACUGGGCAGCUCUACCCCGGGAACUAGAAGUAGAACUAUUUCAGUAAGGGAACCUAGGAUCAAAUCCCCCAAAUGUGGCAAGUGUGGACGGCAUUGUGUCGCCCCAAGGAAAUAUAAUCGCAAGCCAGAGAAACAUCAUUCGAACAGCAGUUCCACAUUCAAUUUAAGAAGUAAAGAAAGGUCUCCCUGUAUAAUUCACGGAUCCUCCGACGAUCUUCCCCAAAGACUUCUAAAAGAACUCAUGAUUACCAAAAAAAUAGAAGAUGCAAUCAGAAAAAAAUUGAAUAGCAUACGAAGGGAUAUCGUUCAAUAUAAGCUCUUAGAACCGGAUGAGAAUAUUAUGUGGACUUCCCCCGAAAUAAAUUCCGAGGAAAAGGCAGCUGAACAAAAAAAGCCAAAGUUUCAGUCUAAAAUACCGAAAUUUCAAGUUCCGGGAAGAAGACUUUGUAAAAUGCAUUAUAACCCUUCGGCGGCAAAGAGAAAUGAGGCUCUACUAAAUAAGGUGAAAAAACAGUGUCGAAUUCAUUCCAAUAUUAUAUCUAAUCAAGAAGUUCUCAAUUCUAAAAUUUCCAGAAACCAGAAUAGGAGCAGUGGGGAAAACUGUGUGAUCAAAAGAACUCUAUCCGAUCCAUCAGAUUCGAAAAAAUCCAAUACUAAGGUGGUUUGUAGAAUUCAUUCUGAAGGUAAAUCCCAUGUGGAGAUAAAAAAAAGUGAAAAGAAUGAAGCCGCCAGUGAAAAAAUAAAAGUCAAACUAUGUAAGAUUCACCAUAAAUCCUCUGAAGAUACCUUUGAUGAUAAAAAAGACUUAAAAUUUCAGAUCCAGAAAGCCAAACCUGCAAAAGAUGAUCAAAGUAACCCAGAAACGUGUCAGAUUACUAAACAUUUGUGUAAAAUCAUAUCCAACAAAGGAACCGGACCAGAAAGCAUCAGUAAUCAUAGUCAAGAAACUGAACAAUCAAGAUCAACAAAUUAUAGCCAAGAAAUGACACAAGGAACGGAGAAAAUACUUUUCCCCAAGGAUAAAAGCCCAAUGGACUCGGUUCCAAUUCAGACUCACGCUAUAAAGCACAUGGAAACAGCAUUACACACCUGUUGGGAACUGCCCCCAGCCCAAACGGCGCAAUAUGUUGUCAGGGAAAUGGGUGUUCUCCAAAUAACCGAUAUCCCUCCUACCAAACAGAAGACUCCAGAGCUCUUGCAGCCAUCCAUUUAUGAGUUCCGGUUGCCCGAUGUAGAUCCCAGCGAAUUGGAACUAACUGAAUUAACGGAUCGGAAUGACCUGGAACUCGACACAGACGAGGAUGAAACACCUGAUGCUAAACUGAGACACUCUCAAGGAAAGAAAAAAAAAAAAAUUGUGCCACUAAAGUACCGAAGGCGGGAGAUCCAGUAUGAGGAACUGGAGGUAUCCUUUGAUGUAACAAAAAAUGCAUCCAGGAUAGAACUCAAUGAAAACAAGGUGCAGAGGCAGAGCGUGAUACAAAGGGAGGAGAUACUGUCGGGGGUUUUAGAAACAAGUUCAUCCCAGUCUGAUACGUUGUCAAGUGGCAAAAGCCUGUCACUGCCCGAAUAUAAACCCAUUAAGUUAUUAACAAACGUAGCAUAUGAAUCUGAAAAAUCUGACGAACAAUUAAACCAUGAAAGGACAACGCCCAGCAAUUACAUUAAGGAAAGGAUUCAGCCAAGAGAUAACCAGGAAGUACAGAAUAAAAAACGAUAUCCAAACAAAUCCGCCAAAUAUAAUUACUCUGAUCUCAGUCGAGAUACAAGAAAGCGGAUAGAUCUUAGUUUGGAACGAAAGAUAAAGAGGAUGAUGAACAAGCCAAUAAGACUUCUUAACGAUGGUAAAGGUAAUUCAAUUUCUGAAUUCCUCUCGCCAGUAACAAAGAAGUUUACUCGGUCGAAGGAUUCGGAUGAUGAUGAAGCAUCCAAUAGUAGUUCACCACGAAGAUCAGGAGGAGAAGAUAAUGAGCCAGAGAGUAAUCAUGGGAAAUCCUUUAGACAAUAUCCAAACUACCCGCCAACCAGAAGUCUGAAACCAGACUCCCAUAUGCCGUCCCAGAAACCAUUGCGUCUGAUUAUGAACCAGUUAUCUUCCAAUAGUUCAGGAUCGAAAUUUUGUUCCAUGGAAUCGGUGCUGGACGUUGAUUCGGAUGACACGUCCGAACCGAUAGUCACCCAGAAGCAGACCUUAUAUGAAGGACUGCCUCCUCUAAACUGGAAAUUAGUCUCGCUUGGAACAACUCUUCCCAAAAAAUCCGAUAAUAAUGAGCACGAGUCAGCGAUCGGAGAGGCACAUACCUGUCCCAUUUACAAGUGCAGGGAGAUCAUAACUUUACAGUCCUUCACCUCACACUUCGAUAUAGCUCAUAGACAUAGACUGGGGGCGAAAACCAUUCAGAGGGAGCACUUCCAUCGUGUAGUGGAGGGUCUACCAAAGCAGUUCUCUUUUGAUAGUGACCACCUUACUGCCGGAAACUCAUUUGUUGCUUUGCUUCUAUACAGCAGCGUGACUCAAAGAUCCUCCAAGAAGUCUAUUCCAAUCCGGGAUUAUCCACUGGUCCUGGUAGCGUCCCUCGAACAAUUAAAGGACUCUCCAUUUGGCUAUUUCUUUUGGUUUGUUGGUUAUCCCACCAUCGUGAAUCUUCAAAUCAAGCUUACUGUCUACGAUCCGGAUGAAAAUGUUGGCCGGAGCAGGGUUAUAAUGCCCAGAGACAUCGCGGAAAUCCAAGAUCCCCAAUGCUUCACCUCGAAUACUAGAGAUCACCUGCUGCUAAGAGUACCCCCCAAGCACAGGAACUUUCAAAUAAGCUUGGAGGCGACCACAGAAUUGUAGAACUUUAAGUAGAUUUUUUUUCGGGCUCAUUUUUUCGGAUAUUGGGUCGAUUUUACAAAAUUUUUAACUUACUUUUGUUCAAUUUGGAUUAAAUUUAUUUCGUCGGGUGUAUUAUGGAAGUUUUCUUACCAUUUCUUACCAAGUUGCAAUUACAAUUAAAAACGCAUUAUAAGUUGUAUAUUUUUUAAUAAAACGUUCGAGCAAGAACUACAAAACGCUCAAAUGUGUCUCAUCAGAUCAAAAUUGCCUAGCUUUAUUUAUAUCGUAUCAUAAUAGUUAAUUGCAAGUUAUACUACUAAUUUCAUUAAGGUUUUAGUUCGCUUUAAUUACAUUAGAGUAAAUAAUUAUGCACAUAAAACGUAUGCACUCGCAUCUACGUACUCUCUAUGAUUAUUAUCAAUUGCAAUCGUUCCUUGCACCCACCCACGGUGCUUCACUGUAUACAUUUACAAACAUAGGAAGUAAAAUAUAGUAUUUCGUUAUUUGUUUACAAGUUUAAUAACUUAAGCGGCAACUCAAGACCCAACUGCAGCUAUAGACAAAAAAUAAACAAACACGCUAACUGGGUCAACAUAAUAUUUUUCAUACACUGAUGCUACUCCCGAAAAAU
This is a messenger RNA of Drosophila ananassae, 5103 nucleotides long. RefSeq lists its product as uncharacterized. The transcript is spliced from 2 exons. The record is from RefSeq and is a predicted model, not a curated record. The coding region runs from base 66 to 4493 and encodes 1475 amino acids. NCBI's taxonomy places the organism in Eukaryota, Metazoa, Arthropoda, Insecta, Diptera, Drosophilidae.